Chaetomium globosum CBS 148.51 is the source of this 1131-nucleotide messenger RNA. RefSeq lists its product as uncharacterized. Bases 1 to 1131 code for a protein of 376 amino acids. The record is from RefSeq and is a predicted model, not a curated record. The transcript is spliced from 2 exons. Lineage: Eukaryota; Fungi; Ascomycota; Sordariomycetes; Sordariales; Chaetomiaceae.
AUGACGAAGUCAAGGCUCUUUUGGAUAUACCGCAUGCCUUCAUCACCGAGCUCAAACUCGGAUGUUUCAGCGCCAACAGGUCCUUCCUCAGAGCCAAGGAGAGUGAUGUCAGGCGGCAGCACUUGCCCAGGCCCAAUGCGGCUCCGGAUCGCCCGACGCCAUCCCGGCAACUCCUUCACCGCUAAGAAGGGCUCCAGCAACGUCUACUCGGGCUCCGACUACCGUGCCGCCAUCCAGGCCGCCCUCGACUCCAUCUCUAGCGGCCAGCGUGUGGCCGUCAUGGCCUCGGGCUCCAUCGGCGCGAGCACCCUUACCAUCUCGAGCGGCAAGAUUUUCGAAGGCUGCGGCACCAUCAACGUGGGCAAUAAAUCCGGCCGGGGCGCCAUCGAGUCGACCGACACUACCAACGUGCAGAUCCCCUACCUGACCAUGACGGGCAACCCCUAUUUCGGCCUGCGCUUCUCGGGCACCAGCGGCCUCAGCCUCGGCAAGAUCACCAUGAACCUGAGCGGCGGCCUAGGCAUCCGCUUCGACCCCGACCGCGCCGCCAACUCCAACGUCAAGAUGGACGUCAUCAGCGUUACGGGCGCCGGCAGCCACGCCGUCGAGGUGUGGAACAUCGACGGCCUCGAGAUCAACCAAGUGAUCGCGCGCAACGUGGGCGAGUCCGGGCUGCUGUUGCAGGCGACGAGGAACGCGCACGUCAGGCUGGUGGACGGCAACAACGUGGCGACCGGCACGGGCUACGCGACCUUCCGCAUGGCCAACAACAACGGGCAGAACGCCAACGGCAACUACAACACCAACGUCUACAUCGACAAGGUGGUUUCGCGGGGCGGCGGGCGUGGUAUCUUCUGCGUGUCGCAGUCCGGUGGCGUCGUCAUCGAGGAGAUCGACCUGGCCGACAACGGCAACAACUCGAUCCUGAUCGAGAACUGCUACAACCUCUCGAUCCGCGGAGGCAAGGUUAACGGCGGCGGCGAGGUCCGUAUCUCGGCCCGCUCCGAGUUCCCCAACACCCGCGACAUCUGGAUCACCCUCCAAGUGGACGGCACCUCGGUGCGCGAGUCGCCGUGCGCUGAUAACUCCAACUGGACCCUUUCGGGGAACGGACAGAGGAACAUCUGCUAG